AUGCCCACCCUUGCUGUUGCACGUGAUUACUUAUUUGAUCUUGUUGGGAAGAAAUACACUGAGGAACAAUUUGAGGAUAUAUGUUUUCAGUUUGGUGUGGAACUUGAUGAUGUCACCAGCGAGCGUGAGAUGUAUCGCCGCGAACAGGGUGCUGCCGUGCAGUCUAAACUGGAGGAACUCUCUGAUGAGGUGAUUUACAAAAUUGAUACACCUGCCAAUCGAUAUGAUCUACUUUGUACAGAAGGAAUGGCAGCAGCUCUUAAGGUGUUUCUUGGUAUGAUGCCACCACCACAAUAUAAAGUUCUUAACCGCAGUAAUCCACUCUACAAGAUGACUGUAGAUAAGUCUGUGCGAAAUAUUCGUGAUUAUGUGGUAUGUGCUGUAUUAAAGAAUAUUCGUUUUAACGAUCGAAGCUACAGAAGUUUUAUUGAUUUUCAAGAAAAAUUACAUUCAGGACUUGCACGUCGUCGUACAUUGGCUUCUGUUGGAACUCAUGAUUUGGAUAAAAUUGGUUCUAAUGAGUUACUUUACACACUUCGUUCAAAGGAAAUGAUUCGCUUUACUCCUCUUAAUCAAGGCAACCGUAUUCUAGACUGUAGUGGAGAAGGCCUUACUGAAUUUUACAAGGAAGAUCGUCACAUUUCAAAGUUUAUUCCCCUUAUUUCUCACCUUGACAAAUACCCUGUGGUGAUGGAACCCAAGACACAAAAGAUACUCUCUUUACCUCCUAUCAUUAACUCAGAUGCUUCUUGUAUUAGUCAAGAGACAAGGAACAUUUUUGUUGAAUGUACAGCUCCUGAUCAUUAUAGGGCAAAUGUAUUGGUGAAUCAAAUGGUUUGUGCUUUUUCUGCAUAUUGUGAAGAACCUUUCACAGUUGAAGCUGUACAGGUGGAUUAUGAAGAAGUAACACCAGAUGGUACAAAGACAGAAGUAACACCAAACUUAGACUCAAAUCUUGUGUCUAUGAAAAUUUCAAAAGCUGAAAGACUUAUUGGUAUUAAACUUGAUUCUAAAGAUCAAUGCAGUCAAUUACUUGAACGAAUGCUACACCGUGUUGCCAAGGUGGAGGAUGAUGUUAUUACGGUUGAAGUUCCUCCAACAAGAUCUGAUGUUCUUGGUCCUACAGAUCUUAUGGAGGAUGUUGCUGUGGCAUAUGGAUAUGAUAACAUCAAGUACGUUGAAUGUACCACACAUGGGGAUGUGACUCAACAACCCAUCAGUAAGCUUUCUCACCUUCUUCGUAUUGAGAUGGCUAACGCUGGUUAUACAGAAUUAUUAACAUUUUCUUUGUGUUCUCGAGAUGAGGCUUUUGCACGAUUGAAUCGUGAGGAUAAUGAUACAGCUGUUCAUAUUGCCAAUCCCCAGACAAUGGAGUUUCAAAUUUGCCGUCCUUCAUUAAUGCCAGGUAUACUCAAGACACUCAAUGCCAACAAAUCACAUGCACUUCCUCUUCGAUUCUUUGAAUGUGCUGAUGUGGUACUGAUAGAUAAUGAAGUUAACUUUCCACCAAUUAUUACAACUACCUCCGUAUACCCACGGUGUGGAGCACGUAAUCAGCGCCACGUGGCUGCCCUACAUUGCUGCAGUGAAUCUAGCGGCUUUGAGGACAUUCACGGUCUUGUGGAGUUUGUGAUGGUAAAACUCGGUAUUUCCCGAGAGGGAAGUGCGGCUUCCGGUGAUGACCCUGAUGAGGUUGAUAGUGACACAUAUUCAUUGGAUCGGGGCAACGAUGGGGCCUUCUUCCCUGGUCGUUGUAUGGAUAUCUUUCUUCACCGCAAGGGAAAUAAGAUAAAGAUUGGUAGUUUUGGCGUAGUACACCCUAACACACUUAAGUUCUACGAUAUUCCCUUUCCCUGUUCAUACAUGGAGAUGAAUAUUCAAUUUGCAGAGUAA
Molecule: messenger RNA, 1893 nt
Organism: Trypanosoma theileri
Lineage: Eukaryota; Euglenozoa; Kinetoplastea; Trypanosomatida; Trypanosomatidae
Product: putative target of rapamycin kinase (TOR) kinase 3
Exons: 1
Coding region: 1-1893 (630 amino acids)
Biological process (GO): phenylalanyl-tRNA aminoacylation
Cellular component (GO): phenylalanine-tRNA ligase complex; cytoplasm
Molecular function (GO): RNA binding; magnesium ion binding; phenylalanine-tRNA ligase activity
Source: RefSeq, a predicted model, not a curated record